This is a messenger RNA of Cercopithifilaria johnstoni, 486 nucleotides long. The record is from the annotation of a GenBank genome assembly. NCBI's taxonomy places the organism in Eukaryota, Metazoa, Nematoda, Chromadorea, Rhabditida, Onchocercidae.
AUGUUAUUUUGGAAACGAUUAAAUUGGCGUCUCAUCCGAAACUUUGGCUAUUUCUACUGUGCUUCAUAUGCUCUUGGUCGUCAUGUCGGUGAAUUAGUGAUAUGUUCAGGACCGUCGAUGCAUCCAACAAUACAGGAUGGUGAUUUGGUGAUUGCUGAGCGGCUUAGUGUCCAUUUGCGCAAUUUACGACGUGGCGAUAUUGUCGGUGCUUUGGCACCCCAUGAUCCGAGCGAAAUGCUAUGCAAACGUUUAACAGCUAUGGAGCACGAUAUAGUGACAAAUUGUUAUCUAUUACCAAAUGGGAAGAUCCCACGGGGACAUGUAUACUUAGAAGGUGAUAACAAGGCAGCUUCUACCGAUUCUCGAAUUUUUGGUCCGAUACCGGCCGGUCUUGUACAAGUUCGUCUGAUAUUCAGGAUAUGGCCUUUCUCAAGAGCUGGAUGGAUAUCGGCGCACUGGUUCUGGGAGAAACCAAACAGUAAUUGA